Messenger RNA from Solea senegalensis (Senegalese sole), 8166 nucleotides. It is a transcript of the gene eea1, whose product is annotated as early endosome antigen 1. The transcript is spliced from 30 exons. The record is from RefSeq and is a predicted model, not a curated record. NCBI's taxonomy places the organism in Eukaryota, Metazoa, Chordata, Actinopteri, Pleuronectiformes, Soleidae. Gene Ontology annotation, biological process: endocytosis. Gene Ontology annotation, cellular component: early endosome. Gene Ontology annotation, molecular function: metal ion binding; 1-phosphatidylinositol binding. The coding region runs from base 114 to 4313 and encodes 1399 amino acids.
CGCCCAUUCGCCGCUGCUCCCUCAGCUAGGUCAGGUGUUAGUCUUGCAGCUACGGGCGCUUUGUAUUUGUGGAAUUGACUGUAUUUAGUGAGCGGACAGAUACAGCCGCGGCCAUGCUCAGGCGGAUACUUCAAAUGACUCCUGGAAAGGGAGGCUCCCAGAAUGCAGAGUCGGAGCAGCCAAGCACAGACCUUAACCACGACCAGACGUCUGAGGGCUUCAUCUGUCCUCAGUGCAUGAAGUCUCAUAACUCUGCAGAGGAGCUCUUCAAGCACUAUGAGCUGUUCCAUGAUACUGGAGACCUCCCAGCUCACAUGGCGCCCACUCGGGAAGACCUCACAAUGCUGCGGCAAGAAGUUCAGGACCUGCAUGCCUCUCUAAAGGAGGAAAGGUGGUUCUCUGGAGAACUCAAGAAGGAGUUGGACAAAGUCCAAGGACAUCUGAAGCAAAAUGAUGGGCAGAGCUCAGAGGAUUCAGCCCUUGAAAAGAAGUUAAAUGAAGCAGAGACAGAAAAGUUCAACAUCAAACAGAUGAAAGACCUGUUUGAGCAGAAGGCUGCUCAGCUGGCCACAGAGAUAGUAGAUUUAAAGUCCCGAUAUGAUGAGGAGAAGAGCUUAAGGGAGGCAGCUGGGCAGAGGCUGACAAAACUGACUGAACAACUGCAGAAUGAGAAGCAGGAGAAUGAGAGACUCCAAACAGAGCUGCUGCAGCGACCAGGAGUGGAGGAUGUGGACGUCCUGAAGACAGAGCUGGUGCAGGUGCAGACGUUGAUGGAUCAGAUGACACGUGAGAGGGAGGAUGAGUCUGAAUGCCUCAGGAACCACUAUGAGCAACUGCAGGCCAAUUACACCACCGCAGAGAUCCGUAAACUGGAGAUGACCAUAUCACAACUGAAAGCAGAGCUGGAGAAGGGUCCUCAAGAAGCAGCUGUCUACACCCAAGAGAUCCACCAGCUGCAGAGCAAUCUGAAUAAUUUGCAGCAGCAAAGCCAGAGCCUGUCCGAAAAACUGUUGCGUAAGGAAAAGGAAUAUCAGGUGCUGGAGGAGAGUCUGGGUGCUGAGAAAGCUGCCAAGAAGGAAGUUCAAGACAGCCUGAGGGAGAGGGAGCUGGAAGUCCAGGAGCUCCAAGCUCGGGUCUCAGGGACAGAGACUUCCCUGCAAAAGAGACAGUCAGAGCUCGGAGAGAGGACUGAGGAGGUAGCAAAGCUGAGGAGCGAGAUUAACGAGCUUGAGGUGAAACACGCAGAGCUGAAGGUCGAGAGGAAACAACUUGAACAGCAAAGGGAAGAAAAAGAGAGCAAGGGCGCUCAGCAGCAGUCUGAGAUCAGUCAGCUUCAUGCCAAACUACUGGAGGCUGAGAGACAGCUGGGAGAAGUGCAAGGUCGUCUGAAAGAACAGAGGCAGCUCUCUGGGGAGAAACUCAAAGAUCGCGAACAGCAGGCGGCCGACCUGCAGCUAAAACUGUCACGCGCAGAAGAACAGUUGAAGGAGGGCACCAGUAAGAGCGCAGACUUGCAGCACCAGCUCGAGAAAGCAAAGCAGCAGCACCAGGAGCUUCAGGCGCUGCAGCAAAACACCAAUGGCAAACUCCGCGAGGCACAGAAUGACCUGGAGCAAGUGCUGCGUCAGAUUGGUGAUAAGGACCAGAAGAUCCAGAACCUGGAGGCUCUGUUGCAGAAGAGCAAAGACAUUGUGAGCCAACUGGAAGCCGAGAGAGAAGACUUGUGUGCAAAGAUCCAAGCCGGCGAGGGGGAGACGGCUGUACUUAAACAGCUUAAAGAGAAAAACCAUGCACUACAAGAACAGGUGACACAGUUGACAGACAAACUAAGGAACCAGUCGGAGAGCAACAAGCAAGCUCAGGAUAAUCUACAUGAGCAGGUACAGGAGCAGAAGACGCUGCUGCGUUCGGCCCAGGACCGAGCCCUCACCCUGGAGACGUCAGUCUCUGAACUCACUACUCAGCUCACAGACAGCAAGGAGAAAGUUGGCCAGCUCGACACUCAGCUGAAGGCAAAGACAGAGAUGCUGCUCUCUGCAGAGGCAGCAAAGGCUGCACAGAAGGCCAACCUGGAGAACAGCCUGGAGACUGCCCAGCAUGCACUGCAGGACAAGCAGCAGGAGCUGAACAAAGUUCAGAAGAAGGUGGACGAGCAAGCUCAAAGGCUCAAGGAGAGACACGAGCAGUGCACACAGCUGGAAACCUGUCUGAAGGAAUGCAAAGACAAACUGCUGGCCUCAGAGCAGCGCGUUGAGCAGGUCGAAGGUCUUAAUAAGAAACUGGAGUCGCAGGUUGGGGAAUUGCAGGCCGCUCGAGACCAGGUGCAGCAGGAGGUGCAGAAGUUGCAGAAGGAAGGGGCCGAGGUUAAACGGAAAGCUAAGGAGCUGCAUCGUUCGCUAGAAACGGAGAAAACCGGGUCUGCAGCACUACAGGAGGACUUAAAGAAGAAGACGGCGGCUUUAAAUGACAUCCAGCAGCAGUUGGAGCACUGCGAGCAAGAUAAAGCUGUUCUGAAGGUGAAUCUGGACAAGGUGACUCAAGAGGGGAAGACUCAGCAUGCAGAGCUGGACAGGAAAGCCCAGAGUCUGGCAGCAGACCUAAAAAAGACUCAGCAGGAGAAAGAAGCUCAAAAGAAGGAGCUUAUCUCGACUCAGGAGAGCCUGGGAAAGGCUAACAAGGCACUGAAAGAGAAUCAGAGUCAACUGGACACAGAAAGGAAGAGCCAUAAGUCAGCCAUGGAGGAAAAGGAAAAGUCCAACGAGAAGGCCCGACAGGAACUUCAAAAGAAUAAUGAGACCAGUACAAAAUCACUGGAAGAUACAAAACAGCAGUUAAAGCAGAUUAGAGAGGUGGAGAAGAAGCUGAAAGGACAGCUGAGCUCAUUAGAGCAGAAGCACUCAAAGACUCAGGAGGCACUAAAGGAAAGGGAGAAUGAGUUGGAGAAGCUGCAGGCACAGCUGAAGACAACUCAGGGGUCCUUUGAAGAGGAGCAGAAGAAACUGAAGGGACAAGUGACAGAGUUACAGGAAGUCGGUGUCAAGAAGGCAGAGGAGGAGAGUAAACUGAGGGCCCAGAUGUCUGAGCUCAGCAAGGAGCUGAGCUCUGAAAAGACCCAGACUGCAGAGCUGCAGAAGACCUUGGUGCAAAGUCAGGAAAAUUUCACUAAGCUUCAGUCUGACUUCUACGGGAAAGAGUCAGAAGUUUCUGCUCUGCGUCAAGACCUCAAGGCUUCAGAAGAAAAGCUGAGCUUAGCACAGGAGGAGUUGGCUGCUAACCACACCCAUCAGACAAGUUUGGAGGCUCAGAUCCAGGAACUGAAGACGAGCCUCGGCUCAUUGGAGCAGAAGCUCACUAAACGAGAGCAGAAGCACCAGCAGCAGGAGCAAACACUGAAAGAGCUACAGAAGCAACAGAAUCACAUUAAGGAGGAGCUGGGGAAGGAGAAGAGCAAAGUGGAAGAGCUGAACACAGCCAAGAGUGUCCUGGAAAAGAAUAACAACAAGUUAACAUCGGAUUUAAAAGCACGGACAGAGAAGAGUGAAAAGGAGCUGGGUGAGCUGCAGGAAGCCAAACAAAUGUUGAUCCAGCAGAAGCUGGAGCUGCAGGGUCAGGUGGAAGCUGCUCAGGCUGCACUGGACAAAGAGCAGAAAGAGCACCAGGCCACCAGGGACAGCAGGAGCCACAGAGAGGAGCAGCUCCACGCCCAAAACAAGAAAGUCCACGAUCAGCUGGCAGCAGAGAAAAGAGCCAAAGAGGAGCAGGUGAAGCUCGGGGAGGAGGCUGAAGCUAAGCUGGGUUUGCAGGUGACGGCUCUGAACGAGAAUGUGGCCACGCUGAAGCGAGAGUGGCAGGGCAGCCAGAGGAGAGUGGGUGAGCUGGAGAAGCAGACGGAUGAGCUGAGAGGAGAAAUCGCUGUGCUGGAGGCCACAGUACAGAACAACCAGGAUGAGAGACGCGCUCUUUUGGAAAGGUGUGUGAAGGGUGAGGGUGAGAUGGAGAAACUGCAGGCCAAGAUGGUGGAGCUGAGGAGGAAGCUGGACGAUACGACAGCAGCCAUGCAGGAGCUGGGCAGAGAGAACCAGUCGCUCCAGAUCAAGCAGUCGCAGAGUCUGACCAGGAAGUGGACUGAGGACAACGAAGUGCAGAACUGCAUGGCGUGUGGGAAAGGUUUUACUGUCACUGUCAGGAAGCACCACUGCAGACAUUGUGGAAAUAUCUUCUGUGCCGAGUGUUCGUCAAGGAACGCCCUAACGCCGUCCUCCAAAAAACCAGUGCGGGUGUGUGAGACAUGCUUCGAGGAGCUCCAAGGCUGACUUCCCACUCCUCCCUUCUCCUAAACCCAACACUCCCACCUCCCCCAAUGCUCCCCCCCCCUCCUACUCCAGCGAGCAGAAGGAGCGUCUUUGUCAUAUUUAAUGUGCACUAUAAAGGACAGACCCCAGUCCAGCCAGUGGCUCUGGUGUGGAGGGAAAUAAUGGCAGAGACACAGAGAGCCCACGUGACAGGAGGAGGAGGAGGAGGAGGAGGAGAGGAGAGGAGGAGGUGGUUGGGGAUUGGUCAGGAUUGUCUGUAUCUGUUUUUGUGCCUUUGCUGCUCCUGUGGACUGCCAGAGAGCAGAGACAGUGAGAACCACGCACCAUCUAUCUCUGAGUUUGUGUUCACAUCUCUUAUCAUAAUUUGGUGUCAUUCAGUGGCUGCUUUGUGAAACGUUUGGUGUCUGUUGUCAAAAGAAGAAGAAGAAGGUCGGUGUGAGUGAAGGAUGGGGAAGUAACCUUUUUUGAUAGUGGCCCCGUUCAGACCUGGUCUUAGUGUCCGUCCUGAUCUGAUCCCAUGUGGGUAGCGCUAAGUACGACUGUUCACAGCUGGCAGUGAAAUGUGUCCUGGAUGUGUUUGCAGUGACCACGUGAGAUUAGAUUUGGCUUCUCACGUCCCUUCAUAGAUGUCAUUACUCUUCAUGUGAGCGAUGGGUUUGUUGAUGGCGACCUGUCCUGGGUGUACCCGCAUUUGACCCUCUGUCAGCUGGGAUUGACUCCAGCUCCCUGCGACCCUCAUGUGGAGGAUAAAGUGUUGGACAGUGAAUGACGAUACAGAUGUGUUUGUGUGUCUCAGGGUUCCCACAGGUCCUUGAAAUACGUGAAAGUUUGAAAUUUCAAAGCCCUUGAAAGCAAGAAAGUACUCCAGUUGAUAUUUAGGUAAACAAGGACUCCCUUGUUUGUCGCAGCGCCACCUACUGUUUCACGCCCUGCGUUGCUUGAUGUAAGUAGACGAGGCACUGUCCACUCUCUCUCCCUCCGCCCGCUGACGUGAGAUUCCAUGUAGAACAGUGAGCGAGUAAAGUUGAGCAAGAUCUCUGUCUCACCAAAACUGACUCCCAGGACAAGCACUUGUCCAGAUGCAGAGCAACUCGAUGAAAUUGGACAAAGAAAAGUGGCGAGGCGGCUCUUACAAGUUUCCCUCCCAUCUUGAGCUUUGUCGGCACAUUCCGUCCUUGAAUUUGAAGCAGUCGGUUCUGGAAAGUCCUUGAAUUUGAUGUCAACCAAAGUUGCGGGAACCCUGGUGUGUGUGUGUGUGUGUGUGAGUGAGAAGAGCGUUGUGUGAAUCAAAGCUCUGUUUGCGUUUUAACCCUUCGAUUAAUCAUAUAAUAGUCAGAGUUCAUACAUGAAGCUGCCACAGGUCAGACUUCAGAUCAGCUGAAGAAGCGGUCUCUAAUCUGUCCUGAGCUCAGGAAUGUGGACACAUGAGGACAAUAAUGUGCAGAUGUGAUCAUUAUGGGAUGGGUGAGGUGUUAGUACCAGGUCUGAACGUGGUCAGUGAUGUUGAAAAUCACUGCUGCCUAACAAAGGUUAAAUGCAGGUAACUUAUUUUCCCCCCAUCUGUAAAUCCAACAUAACAACACAUUUUUUCCUCUCCAUAACUCAGUGUAUACAUCAAAUAGAUCUAAAAAAAAAAGAAAGGAAAAGUUUUUUAUAACCAAGGAAGAGAAACUUAGUAUUAAAAAUAUUUUUGUAAAUUCCUCAGCUUUUAGCUCUUUAGCUGAUAGACUGCGUUUAAAGCCUGUCGUGUGGAUGCAGUUGUGUUUCUGAAACUUUAAGACUCACGACCAGAACCUGUCACUUUAGAGUUAGGAUUUCUUAGAGCUGCAUUCUGUUGUGUAACUUAACGUGGUUCCAUGUCGUUAAUGUCGUGUUUGUGGGAAGAACUCACCUAAUGGAGCGGUUUUUAUUUUUGGAUUAUGAAUCUCCAACUGUAAAAAAAAAAAAGAACGAUUUUAACAUUUCACUUCAUCCUUCAGUUGAUUUGUACGUCAGUUACUGCAUGUUUCCUUUGUGCGGCAGCGUGUUCAUGUGAACGUGUUCAGCCUAUUUCAUGACCAAAGAAUGUCUGCAGCAGGAAUAACAGACCAGACGAACGCCCCUGGCUUUGUUUUUUCAUAUUUCAGUAUUUUUCUAAGCGUCUCUUUUGAUGGCUGUUCGAGUUUUAAAUCAUCACAGGGUCACACAUUUUUACCUGGAACAGACGUGUGACGAUCUGAGAGGCUUGUUUUAUAUCAAGAUUUUUGUUGAUGUUUGUUUUUGUUUUUUAAUUUUGGUGCUUUCUGCGGCCUGUCGAUGCGUCAUUGACUGUGUCUGUGUUUUGUUUUUUCCCAUUGCUGCUUUUAUCAUCCAUACAAAAGCACUGACUGCUGCUCAUACUCUCUGUGUCUGUGUGUGUGUGUGUGUGUGUGUGUGUGUGUGUGCACGUGCACGCGUCUGCUGAGCUGCACGUGUGUGUGUGUGUGUGUGUGUUUGGACGUGUGCGAGGAUGUUAGUGCUGCGUUCAGGUGCAGCCGUUCAUGUCUCCUCUCUGCCUGCAGCUGAGAACACUGGGUCCCUCAGUCUGGGUCAGGACUCACUGUCCUGCAUGUUUUAGAGCAGAUGUCUCAAACCUGCCGCUCAGUAUCGUUAUGAUUUUUAUAGAUUCAUUUGCAUCCUAGAUUGUUGUUUUUAUCGUAAGAAACAUCAAAACAAACACUUUUAUUGUGAAAUGAUGUGGAAUACAUUACAUGACGGAAUGUCCCCCCCACUGGACAGCUGUUUUUAUUUCCCAAAAACCAGACUACACAUGAGCUUGAGACGGUGUUUUAGACGUUUUUCCAUGCUCCAACACACCUGAUUCAAACGGAUGAGCUCGAUGAUGAGCUGAAACAUCUGCAACAUGCAGGGUAGUGAGUCUUGAGGACCAGGGACUGAGAAACACUGCUGUAAAACCUCAUUCCUGCUUUGUUUAAGUUUCUACUAGUUGAGGGAUAUUGGUAAGAUCUUUUGUGCAAUCGUCUCCAGACUGGAGCGAGGGGUUAACACUGAAAGCCAGGUGACAGUGCAGUGCUGUUCUGACACUUUUCUUUUGCGAGCUUGUUUCAGACUCGGGCUAAACCAAAGUAGCUUGAUUAUGCUUCACCAUCUCUGUUGCAAACUUGCAGAUGCAGCCGUGUUUGUUUGUUUUUCCACUGCAUUAGUUUUGUUAUGUCUACCUCAGAUUGGCACAGGAAAAGCACUAUUACCAAACCUUAGAUGUCACAUGCGUUGUAAAAAAAAGAAAAAAGAAAAUCACCUGCAUUUGAUCAAGAAUUUGAAGUUGUACAGUCGCUUAAAUCUGUAGAGAUGAUUUGCACCUUAAUCUAAUCUGGGCUCCUCCCUAUGGGAACCCAGCCUCAAAUGUAGGACCACCAAUUUUAUUCAGGCUUGAGCUUUUCUACCCCUCAUCUCUUUAACUUGGCAUCCACACAAAGUCUGUCAAAAUGAUCUUUGUAAAUGUUUGUAAUGAAAGAGAAAAACUGAAAUCUAUACCACGGUGCGUGUGUUGGAUUCUCCGGCGUCUUAACUCAUCUCUGCAGACAUGUAGACGGUGAACCGUGGCUUCGCUUGGCGUCGUUUUCAGUUAUCGUGCAUGAUGACUUUUACUGGCUCGUGUUCUCUCCAUGUUUUGGAGUCAGAUGUGGUGAUUGUGAAGGCGUGCCUUAGGCCGACAUCGUGGACGUCGCCGCUCCGCUGGCGUAUUUACCGGCGAGUGGCGGUGAGUUCAGUUCACCUGAAGGGACGAGAUCAUCUUUAUUUAUGUUCACAUGUACCAGUUGAUUUUCUAAUAUUGUCAUGACAAAACCUAAAUAAAACCCACAGUAUGUUUCUA